Messenger RNA from Tetrahymena thermophila SB210, 1077 nucleotides. RefSeq lists its product as hypothetical. NCBI's taxonomy places the organism in Eukaryota, Ciliophora, Oligohymenophorea, Hymenostomatida, Tetrahymenidae. The record is from RefSeq and is a predicted model, not a curated record. The transcript has 3 exons.
AUGGAAUUCGACAUAAUUAAUGAUUUAAUAUCUGACACCAUAGGCAGAUUUUUCUCAACUGAGAAUUAAGUUUUAGUUAUAGAUGAUUUUAGGGGAAUGUUUUCUUCAUAGGCAAAGAAAUCAACGAUUUCUACUUCAUUGACGUCUUCAAUUUCUUAAAAUCAAUAAAAAACUUCUUCUUAGAACAUCAAAAAUAUAGAAACAUCACCAUUCAUUUCAAAAUAGCCUUAAAUACUUUCAUAAAACCAAUCAAUAAGCAAUCAACCUUAAAGUUAAGUGAGAUCAAAUAGUGCAUCAACGAAUUUACCUCAAUAGAGUUUGUCUUCAUCAAUCGGCCAAGCAACUACCUAAAGUAGCUCCUCUCUUAAUUCUUAAUAAUCUCAAUGGGGUAAUGUGCAAAGAAAUAAUCUUUUUGAAUAAAAUAAAGAAGCUUUAACACCUGAGCUUUGGAUCUAAAAGGAAGGUCCUAAUAAAUUAAGAGAAGCUCAAUAAAGAUUAAAUUUAAAUUUAUCAAGAGUAUCAAGAAGUGAUUUAGAAAAUAUGUCAUUUGAAUAGCUGACACUAGAAAAGAAGAAAGUAAAAUAGGAAUUAAAAAUGUAUGAUGCUUCAUUCUAGACUCAUUUCAAUAGAUUUCCACAAAAGAACGAAAAAGAGCCUCUUCGUCCAUUAUAUAUAUAUUAUAAGAAGUUGAAGCAAUUUAUGCAAUAGAAAGGAUAAAUUGGAAGUGUUAAUGAUGAUAAUGAUGAUGAGCCAGUUAGAACAAAAUCUGCUUCAUAGUAGCAAUAACAAUAAUAAUACUAGUAAUAGCGUUCAUAAAAUGGUCUUUCAACUCAAAUUUAAAACACAGCAAAUAACCCUUAGCAAGCCUAAAUAAUUAAACAAAUAGAAGAAUUAAAAAGAUUAAGAGCAGAUUUAAGAGAUAAGCUUCAUAAUUAUCAAUCUGAAUUUUUCAAAAAUCAUAAUCGCAGAAUAAGAUAUCACAAAGAUAUAUAACCUGUUGAGAACGAGUAUAGGUAGUAUAAAGAAACAAAAUAGGAAUUGAUAAGACUAGAAUCGAUAUUGUAGAAGCAGUAAUGA